This is a messenger RNA of Mucor velutinosus, 969 nucleotides long. RefSeq lists its product as uncharacterized. The transcript has 6 exons. Lineage: Eukaryota; Fungi; Mucoromycota; Mucoromycetes; Mucorales; Mucoraceae. The record is from RefSeq and is a predicted model, not a curated record. The coding region runs from base 1 to 969 and encodes 322 amino acids.
AUGACUCCUGAAGAGCAAGCCGAGAAAAUCAAGCAAUUUAGACAAGAACUCACAGAUAUCAAAUACCCCGUUACGGACGAGUAUCUCGAACAGUUUCUGAUAGCUCGUAGCUGGAACAUUGCCAAUGCCAAAGACCAACUCUUGAAAACGUUUGAAUGGCGUGAAACAAAUCGCAUUGAUGAUCAUCCUGUUGCCACUCGAGAAAACAAGUUGCCAGUGCUUUAUGCUGUUCGUGGCUAUAACAGUAUUCCCGAUAGCAAUUUAGAGCCACUUGCUGGCAUCAGUGAAAGCGUAUUGAGAAUCAACAAGUACAUGGGCGGUGCAUGUCUCCACAAGGUAGAUAGAGAAGGAUGUCCCAUUUAUAUCGAGAGAUUGGGUUAUCAUCGUGCAAAGGAGCUUGCCAAGAACGCCAAGGUAGAAGAGGUACAGGGAUAUCAUAUUGGCUGCAACGAGUUUUUGCAUCGCGUCGUGAUGAAGGAUUGCUCAAAGGCUGCUGGACGUCAUGUGAACAGAGAAACUGUCAUUUUUGACUGCACUGGCAUGGGAUGGCAUCAAUUGCAUAUGCCUGCCUUGAACUUUAUCAGGGCUAUAGCUGAUUGCGACCAAAAGUACUAUCCAGAAACGCUCAACAAGUUCUUUCUGGUCAAUGCACCUGGUGCCUUUGUCUAUGUUUGGAAGAUUGUCAAGGCAUGGCUGGAUCCUGGCACUAUUGCUAAGAUCCAAAUCCUUGGAUCUGAUUACAAGGAACCGCUAUUAAAGCAAAUUGCACCUGAAAAUCUUCCUGCGUUUUUAGGCGGUGAAUGUACAUGUGAACACAUGGACGGUGGUUGUGUUCCAUCUCAAGUACUGAAGAAUGCCAUACCACUGCUAGCAAGCGAAAAGAACGAAAAAGUAGACACUGCUUACAAUGCUGAUAUCAUGGAGCAAGGAAAAACAUCAGACAUCAUUAGGGGCCCCUCAUUCUAUUAG